Messenger RNA from Saccharomycodes ludwigii, 1665 nucleotides. RefSeq names its product Mlf3p (gene MLF3). The transcript has a single exon. Lineage: Eukaryota; Fungi; Ascomycota; Saccharomycetes; Saccharomycodales; Saccharomycodaceae. The record is from RefSeq and is a predicted model, not a curated record. The coding region runs from base 1 to 1665 and encodes 554 amino acids.
AUGGAUGCCAUACUAAUGGAUGAUUCUUCAUCUAAUCACAAUAUCAAUAGUAACAGUACUAACAGCAAUUCUCUGAGUAAAACCUCAAGCAAUCACAGCUCUGCUAGUUCCGCCGUUAGUAGUAGCACAGCAAAUUCGAUCAAUACCGGUGAGCAUAUGAUCCAUGGUGCUAAUGCUAUCAAUGACGCAAACGCUGACAGUGGGUUUUUCAAUUAUGAAGACGAGGAAUCUCAUAAUGAUCGGAUUAUGGGUGAGGAUGCUUCAUUGUCUAGAGUUCCUAGUGCAUCAUCAAUGAUCUUCGAGCGUAAUGUAGAAGAUCCAUACAGUACUUUGGCUGCUCCACUUGCACCAACAACUGGUAACAAUACUCCAAGGACUUUAUCUAGAACCAAUAGUCUAGCAAGUUUGUCAAGAACGGGUUCUAACAUAUCCUUCAAUAAUGCUUUACAUGCAAUGCAUCCAAGACCUCCUUCCUCUUUUUCAUAUUCUUCCUCUUAUCAUCACCACCAUAAUAGGACUUUGGAAAAUUUAAUUCCUCCAGCUUUGGAUGCUUCAUGUUCCAUCGUUGGUGAUAAGAACACUAAUUUGGAUCAGGUCCAUAUGGUUUAUAGUAGGAGACCUAGUACUAUAGGUUUGGACAUGGCUUUGAAGAAUCCUAAAAGUGCAUAUAGUAAUUCUAGUUUUACCAAUUUACCAUCUUUGCAACGUUCUCAAACAGAUAAUAAGAUAGACUACUUGUCCACUCCGCCAACUUCUCCAACAGACAAUCUGUUACCAGGCUUAGUGGAAAAGACCAAAACUACUGCCAAUAAUACCACCACUAAUAAUAGCAAUACUAGUAAUAAUACCAAUACAAGUGGUGUUGACCCUAAUACUUCGCGCCCUAAAGUAUUGAAGUUUUAUUCUUAUGCUGAUAUGUUGAGCGAUGAAAACAAUGCAAACGGUGGUGUUAACGGUGCAAAAAGGCUUUCCAUUUCUCGUUCGCCUUCUUCCGUUUUAUUGAUGAAUUCACCACCAAAUUCUUCCUCGGCUUCAUUUAAGGGCUUUGUUGACCCAUUUGGUACAACCAACAAUAAUUGCAGUAGUAAUUGUAAUAACUGCAAUCCUGUAUUAUUAAGAAAAGACAGCAAUAAUAGUAAUGUCAUAGCAUCGCCACACUUAACUAGAAAGUAUUCUGGCACUACUAAUCCACCAUCAGGCUUGUUUGCUCAACAGUCUCCAAGGUUAACGCCUUCAUCUAGUCUGAAUAAUGUAGUUAUUUCAGAUAACAACUAUAAUACCGUGUCCAAUAAGAGAGAACCCAGUAAUGGUCCUAUCAGAGCCAAGUUUCAUUUAGAGGGUAGUGGCCUCACUACAGCACUGGAGGGCGAAACCAAUAACGAUAUAGAACAACAACAAGAAUUAUUUAAUAAGUUGGAGCCCAAUGAUUAUAAAAGAAGAACUUACUCAAAUACAUCUUCUGGACAAAGCCCUUUUGUCUCAUUGAGCAGAACAUCAACUUGCAAUUCAGUAAAUAGUAAUGGCAAUUCAAACUACAAUAAUAACUUAGGACUGAGAAGACAGGUAUCUGGAUUUAAUCUUACUAACCAUAACUUACAUCCAGAGACUAAUAAUUUAGUUAUGCAUACUGCCAGUGAUGUUGUCAAGUUUAAAAUGAAUAAAUGA